Messenger RNA from Naegleria lovaniensis, 609 nucleotides. RefSeq lists its product as uncharacterized. The transcript has a single exon. The record is from RefSeq and is a predicted model, not a curated record. NCBI's taxonomy places the organism in Eukaryota, Heterolobosea, Eutetramitea, Acrasida, Naegleriidae. Bases 1 to 609 code for a protein of 202 amino acids.
AUGAGUGAAGACACUAUACGUUUUGUCGAUGAGACCAAGCAAACACAAGACACUUAUUCCUACCUGAAACCUAUUGGCAUUCGUAAACUUCGAAAACAAAUCAAUACGAAAGAGUUCAAAAAGAAUUACUUUGUCAUUGAUACUAGGAAAGAUGAACCCAUGGUGGUCCAUUACGAUUCCGGGACUCAAGGAAUUGCUCCAAACAUGCAGUUGACCUCUGCCAAUGCUAGUUCAGGUACCCCAAGCAGUGGCAUGAUUACUUCACCUCUCAAAACUCCAACCAGAACACCGACUUUUGAAUUUCAAAACAUGUGUUUGAAUCAACCCACCAAUCAUGGUAACACUCCUCAACAAUUGUCACAACACGCAUUCUUCAAUCCUUCUUCGUCUUCAGUGUCGAAUCCUCUCAUAAUGAACCAUCCUCAUUCCUCACCUCCCACUCAUGAGUUGUCCAUGAAUUAUUUUGGUAUGGAUCCCAUGUGCAUGAAUGUCAGCACGCACACACCUGCCUCUACACCCACCUCUGCGAAUGGUCACCAUGUUCAAUUCUUGCAAGCACCAUUUCUUCCUCAACAAACUCAAUCCACAUUGACUAGUAGCAAUGCAUGA